Messenger RNA from Aspergillus novofumigatus IBT 16806, 420 nucleotides. RefSeq lists its product as uncharacterized. The record is from RefSeq and is a predicted model, not a curated record. The transcript has a single exon. NCBI's taxonomy places the organism in Eukaryota, Fungi, Ascomycota, Eurotiomycetes, Eurotiales, Aspergillaceae. The coding region runs from base 1 to 420 and encodes 139 amino acids.
AUGCAGAAGGAAGAGAAGACGAUCAACUGGCGAGAACGGCCAAGAUAUGGCCGGACCUGGGCGGGAGACAACCGACCAGGAAAAGAACAUAUGGUAAAGGCGCUGAAGGGCAUAGCCAAAGAGGUCGGCGCACAUUCGCUGGGUGCGGUGGCAAUCGCUUAUCACUUACCACAAGGUUCGCUUACCCCCCGGUCACAGUCACUUGCCCUAUCAUACUGGUAUCUAGGUAUCACCGUGUCUUCCCCGUCGUCGGCUGCCGCAAAGUCAAGCAAGCACAUCCUGUCGUAUGUCGAGGCCAUUGAUAUCCCGCUCACACCAGAACCCAUCGCGCAGAUUGAGGCUGUCAAGGCCUGGCGGCCCGGUAUGCCCCGUCCUAUCAUUGGUGAUGGUAUCAUAGAUAAUGUCCUGGGGGGAUAUUAG